AUGAUUGCCUUGUCGGGGUUGCUGACGUUCUCAUUACACAGCAUUGUGCAGGGGUGGGUUGCAGAUUUCCGCGAAGAGUUUCUGAAAUCGUUCCCCAAUUUUCCAGGAGCAUCCCUGGAUCUUCUCGAGGCUACCAAUCGUGAGGCACAGAGCACGCUGCCUACGCUCGAUGAGAUGAAGACCGCACAAAGCCUGAGCGUCAACGGGCAGACAGUGACAAUAAUCGUUGGGAAUCCAUUGAUUCCAGACCUCAUCAAUGUUCUUGAGCGACAUUAUACAGAAAAUUCAUGGGCGCGUUGGCAGCGGCUUGAGAGGAAUAUACUCUGGAUUGUCCCCGACUUAUUAUACCUCUUCACCAACUGGAAUGCCGUCAUCGUCGCCAUGAAAGCACAUCUUUAUAGCGCGGAGUCCAGCGGAAUGGAAGGCAUAUUACCCGUUACGAUACAGACUCGCUUUUUACACCAACAAAUGCAGACGGCCAUCGAGAUUCGCGAAGUUCUAAGGAUUCACCAGGCGAUAGCUAAUCAUGUAAUCAAACUUAACUCGAUCGGACCAGCCGACAAAGAUCUUGAUGAUCGGCUCGAGUUAAUAAAGGGUCAGAUGGAUCACAAUGCUUCGACGAUUGAUACUGUGAAAGAGCAGCUACAAAACCUCAUCCAGCUCGCUUUCAAUCUAGAAGCUGUCUCGCAAGGGCAGUCUGUAGCUCGCCUCAGCGCUCUGGCUUUCAUUUUCAUCCCACUCUCGUAUGUUGCAAGUGUCUUUGCUAUACCUGGCCUUGCGAUUGACGCACUCUGGUAUCCGGCAUCGGCAGUCCCUCUGCUCGUGUUCACCAUCAUCGUCGCUGCAAUUAUUGGAAAAUUUGUCAACUUCUGGGAGCGCCGAAUGGGAGCGAUAUAUGAGCUAGCUCCGAACCAACCUAUCACGCUUGGAAAGAUGUUCUCAGUUUUUCAUAGAGACGUGGCGGAUAAGGACAUUGAAAAGGGGGGCAGUGAGACAACGUCCUUGUCUUCCUACGUGACCUACAGCUCAAGCAGCUCGGGAAGCUCCUCAUCCAGUCGGCCGGCGCCUCACUUACCCGAUCGAGCAUCAUCUCCACCUUUGCCUUACCGAGUGGCUUCUCCGGCGUCCCCUCCAUAUCCGCCGGAACAAUCUCUACCUGGUCGCACAUCAGGUCCGCCUACGCUCAUAUCGGCGGUACCAUCACCGCCUAGGAGGUCGGUUAGGUUUGAAGUGGAGGCCUACGAGACGGCCUCCCUUGCAAGUGCCGAAAGUCAUGAAGGCACUGAAGGCAGAGGAAGUGACAAGGCGUCCGAAGAUGGCAGAAUCUGGGAACAGGACGCUGAACGAAAACGUCCGAAAAGGAUGCAGCCUGGCGCUCGACGAUUUACGGUAGGAACGUCCUCGGCCGGGAAGGUAGAAGAGGAUGAAGCCAUACAUAGCCCUGGACAAGCUACUAGCCUUCUUAACGAGCCGCUGGAAGAGAGCGAUAUACUUCCUUCCGACGAAGUUCCCGACCUCGACACCACUGCAUCCUCUAAGCCUUUCAUAGUCCGCUCGGAUGCUGGUGUUGCCAGGGCUUCCAGGACUACGGCUAGUAGGGCUGAUGGGACCAGAACUUCAAGGACAUUACAAGUCAGGAGGAACAAAAGAUGGAGAGUGGAACGCAAAGCAGAGUGA
Molecule: messenger RNA, 1677 nt
Organism: Aspergillus fischeri NRRL 181
Lineage: Eukaryota; Fungi; Ascomycota; Eurotiomycetes; Eurotiales; Aspergillaceae
Exons: 5
Coding region: 1-1677 (558 amino acids)
Biological process (GO): metal ion transport; transmembrane transport
Cellular component (GO): membrane
Molecular function (GO): metal ion transmembrane transporter activity
Source: RefSeq, a predicted model, not a curated record